Messenger RNA from Procambarus clarkii (red swamp crayfish), 355 nucleotides. The record is from RefSeq and is a predicted model, not a curated record. NCBI's taxonomy places the organism in Eukaryota, Metazoa, Arthropoda, Malacostraca, Decapoda, Cambaridae.
CACUCAUUCCUCCGCCGCUCUACCAACACAACACCUCCUCCUCCUCAACAUGUUUAAGGAACCCAUCCCAUACAACUACGCCUACGGUGUCAAGGACGACUACGCUGGCACUGACUUCGGCCACAACGAGAACUCCGACGGGUCCACGGCGAAGGGCUCAUACAAUGUUGUUCUUCCUGACGGCCGCAUACAAACAGUGAGCUACGUGGCUGACCACUACAACGGGUACCAGGCCCAGGUGAGCUACAAGGGCGAGGCCCAGUACCCACACCAGUACGGUCCAGCUGUCACCUUCAAGCCCCAGUACCAGCCCUCAUAUCAGCCCUCAUACCAGCCUCAACCCUCAUACCAAUAA